AUGUUGUAUGAAUUAGUGAGCGUUGUUCGUGUGAGCAAUCCAUUAGCAGCCAAUGCUGAAGCAAAGGAACUAGCGACUACUAUUGGUAGAUUGAUUAUUCAGAAUAGAGGUGUUGUGAGGAAAAUUGUACCUAUGGGUAACAAGCUGUUACCUAAGAUUAUAAAGAAGGACCAAGAGCAGCAUUUCCAAGGAUACCACUUCCAGAUGUUAUUCGACUCGUCUGCGCCUGUGCAGUCUGAAAUUUUGAGAACUCUAAAGAAGGAUCCUAGAGUUAUCAGAUCAAACAUAAUCAGAUUAAACACCGACAAGAAACUAGAUAUUCCUAUAUCCUUCGAAAGAGCUGCUGGAAACGUUUCUUCGUUGAACAAGAGCAAGUCUACACCAUUUUGA
This is a messenger RNA of Kluyveromyces marxianus DMKU3-1042, 390 nucleotides long. RefSeq names its product mitochondrial 37S ribosomal protein bS6m (gene MRP17). Gene Ontology annotation, molecular function: structural constituent of ribosome; small ribosomal subunit rRNA binding. Bases 1 to 390 code for a protein of 129 amino acids. The transcript has a single exon. Lineage: Eukaryota; Fungi; Ascomycota; Saccharomycetes; Saccharomycetales; Saccharomycetaceae. Gene Ontology annotation, biological process: translation. Gene Ontology annotation, cellular component: ribosome; mitochondrial small ribosomal subunit. The record is from RefSeq and is a predicted model, not a curated record.